AUGGAUUCCUAUACCGACUUCCUGCGGCCCUACCAGCAGUCGAAAGGCAGAUGUCAUGGAAGAACGAAGUAUACUGGUACGACUGGGGGGAAGCAACAGAAGAAGGGCAAUCGGAAGAAAGAAGACGCCAGAGAUGGCAAGGCCAAAGGGAAGAAUGUCUUCCUGGUCGGCUACGACGGAAAGAUGGUGGAGGUCGACGACCAGCCUGGAUCUUCCUGGCAAUCCUCGCAAUCUACCUCGCAAGAGGCACAAAUGCAGACAGAGAAUCGAAGGCUGAAAGAGGCUAUGCGAUUCAUGCUGGACAAAGUGGCCCCUACGGAUGCAGAGAAAGCCGAGAUUCCAGAGGAGGUCAAAGAGCUUGUGAAGAUCGACCCAAGAGAGAGCAUCCGACUCCGACAGAAGGAGUUGAACGAGGAACGCAAGAAGAUAAACAAGCUCGACAAAGCCAAGGACACGAUGGACAAAAAGUCCAAGAAUUUUCAAUCUUGGAAAGAAACCGUCGAGUCAGGCAUUCGCAAGGAGGAGAAACGACACUCAAGCGAGCUGGCCGAGAUCAGUGCAGAGAUCAAGUCUCUGGAAAGACAGAGAGAUGGGGUAGAUCCCAUUCAAGUCGAUUCAGAGGGCGAAGAAGAGGGCGACGAAUCGCAACUGCAGGUGAAGAAUCAACGGUUGCAGAAAGAACUGGCCGAGUUGAGGUCAGAUAUGCAAAAUGUUAUGGCUUACACCAUGCAGCAAGACCAGAAGAAUGCCCAGAUGAUGGAACAGCUACAGUCGCAGCUGAUGAGCUUGGUAAGUGUGGUACAAGGCUCGGUUUUGACAACGCCUCCUCCGGCCAAUUCGCCAAACCAAGAAGUGAAAGGCCGAAAGAAGACCCUGGGGACGAUACUCCAGGAAGAGCAGGCCGAAGGGAGAGCUUUGACCAAGGUCAAGCAAGAGGAAAGCCGCGAGCGAUCGCGAACACCAGAUAUAGACCGCAGAGCGGCCAAGCAACCAAAGAUUGCACAAGAGUUCGAGUCACAACAGCUCAAGACCGAGCUGGCUCGAUAUCCGGAAGAAUGUCAGAUGGCUGUCCUUCAGACUAUUCACCAAGAUCCAGAAGCUUAUGUGACAUGGGAGGCGGUAUCAAAUUUGAUCGUUGCCACCCAUACUCAGAUGCUCAAUGCUUGUGUAGAAGCGGAAUUGAACAAGGACAUGGUAGACAUGGAGGGGCAGCAGCGACUGACAGAGCACUUGCCGAUUCAAGCGCAUCCAGUGCUUCGACCAUUUGGCAAGUCCCAGAUGAAGACCAAGAAGGUGGGCGAUGGACCUUAUACCCCACCAGGAUUGCGCCACCAGUCGAUAGUGGCCACCCCAGAUGGUGGAAAAAUGUCGACUAUGGAGAGAAUGUCAUGA
Messenger RNA from Durusdinium trenchii, 1392 nucleotides. Lineage: Eukaryota; Dinophyceae; Suessiales; Symbiodiniaceae. The record is from the annotation of a GenBank genome assembly.